CGUAGCAGCAACUGUACGUCAGGGUGUUCGGGAGCUGUCGUCUUUAGUUCGGUUAGGUCCGCUGCUCUCGGUUACUCGGUGACUUCAACCUUUAAAAAACAACUUUCACCGAGAGGUAUCGCACUAACCAGUAGUGACUGACGGACCAGUCACGGUAAAACAGCGGCGAAGGGAGGCUUGCAGUCGCGGACACAUGGGUGGAUUCCUGUAAGUGCUUUGAUGACUUACGGCGUCUGGACGGGUGGAGUUUAAAAUAAACAACUAAAAGAUGUGAAGCCAAAGGAUCAGAGGAGCUGUCACUCAACGCUGGACAACACCCCUACCACUACUGCUGACCAAUCAGCACACAGCGUGGAGGUUUGUAUUGAAACCAACUAGAAGAAACCUGACCAGACAAAAUUAAUGGGUCAGAGAUUGGUCAUUUGACCCCUCCCCUAAUCAGUGACGAUGAACAUGAACAAGGAACAUCAUGCACCUAAAGUCGUAUCAAGAGUCUUUGCGUCUGGAACAGUCUGGCAUUCAGGUGCCAUCAUUUGGGAACCAACAGGGGGCGCUACUGAAGACCUGUGGCAGUAACCAGAGCACUAGCCAAAGCAGUGGCCGUCUCCCGUUCAGUGUGAUCUCCAACAACACGCUCCGCCGCAGCAGCACAGCGAACAGCAGUGGCAGCGUUACAUCAGUGUGGCUGAAGCCAUCACGGAAUUCAGCCCCACAUGUCCACCUGCUUUCACCAGGCUGUGAAAAUGACACACUCAGGUUUUACCAGAGUGAGGACACAGACUCCCCGCUAGACAUUUGGACCGUCAUCAAGCCGGGACAUGUGCGAGAGAAGAUUGCCAUCUUUGCCUCAGAAGGAGAAAGUGGUGAUCACUGUUCAGCGAGCGCUGACAGGACUUCACCUACAAACACACGGGGGGCUAAGGCUAAGAGCAGCUGGGAGGAGAAAAGUAGUGCAAAACGCCGUCGUCGGUCUGGAAGCAACCAUAGACCUGCACCGCAUCAAUCUGAGACGUCUAUGAAUGAAGGUGAUAUGGUGGCAGAGGCAGAGGAAGACGAGGAGCUAAAGGUGUCCGUGGUGGAGAUGGUGGCCUUCUUGGAGCAGAGAGCAAACGAGCAGCAGACGGACUGUAAACCUUCUCUCACUCUCCAAAGAAGCUCCACUACAAUCACUCUCUCCAGGGCCCCACCUACUGAGGUCAAAGAGGAGGAGGCAGAGAGUGUUAGGGUGUCAGACAUGGUCGCCAGGCUAGAAUCCAAAUGUCUGAGAAGGCGAAGUCAAGGUGAUGUGUCCAGGAGCAACAGUCUGAGAAGGACAGUGGGACGUGUCCUUCUUGUCUCUGCUGAACAAAGCCCCUCCCACUCUUCGCCUAUGUCAUCACUGCAGAAAACACCCUCCAAUUCAGACCACGCUGCCUCACCAGACCAGAACGCAUCUCCACACCCUGUUUUUGAUGAGGCAGAUGGGCGUAGCUGUCAGGUGACUGCACCACAGGGUGAGGAGCCCCCACCAGGCCUGUUGUUUCUGUGUCCUAUUACCAACUCAAACUCCAGCCCUAGCCACCCUAAAAACGACUCAGAGCCUGCUGUAAGCCCUUCCCCUGACCCUCCUGAGGCUGAGGGUGGGACCAUGGACUUCUUGCUGAUGCGUCAGCGCGUACGUCAGCUGUUGGAGCCUCAGCCGCUGCUUGCCCUCUUACCUCACCACCUGCUGGUCAGCAUCUUCUUGCUGCUGGAUACACGCAGUCUUGCUGCCCUCAAGUGCGCCUGCCGUUACUUUAACUUCCUCAUUCAGACAUAUGGGAUUCGCCCAGCCGACGCUCUCUGGGUCUCCCACCCACGAUACAGAGAUGACCCUUGCAAACAGUGUAAGAAACGCUACUUCCGCGGUGAUGUGUCGUUGUGUCGAUGGCACCACAAAGCUUUCUGUCAGCCGCUGCCGCAUGGACCAGGGUUCUGGAUGUGCUGCCAUGGCAACCACAGGGAUACACCUGGGUGCAAUGUGGGCCUCCAUGACAACCGGUGGGUGCCUACCUUCCACAGCAUCAACUCUCCUGUUUGUGGGCGGAGCCAGAACAUUGAGUGAAAAAGGGCACUCAUAUCAGAUCAGAAUAUUUUGUGAAAUCACACCCCUGCACCUUUGAACAUGUUUACCUGAAAAGUUUUAUUGUGAUUAACAGUGAUUUCUUCAGUGUGUGUGUGUGUGUGUGUGUGUGUGUGUGUGUGUUGCUGUCAGAGCAGCAGGGUGGUGCCCCCUGCUGAUCAGGAAUCUUAGGAGGUGUCCCAUUCAGGACUCCUCCUCCUGACUUCUGCCCUAACUCCUACUCCUCCUCCUUUCGUACAUAUUGAUGAUUGAGUCGUGCGUCGCCAGCAGUCACUGACGAUCACAAUGACGUCACUCCUUUUAACCAGAGUUCAGACUUUAUCCUUGAAAAAUUGUUAAAUCAGCUGAUCAGUAAAGAUCAGUCUUCCUCAAUCACUAUAUUUUAUGAUUGAUUAUCGUGAUUAAGACUGACCUCUGAAAACUUCAGGAGGCUUUGUUAAAAACUCAACUCUACUAGUAAUUGAUAUUUCAAGAUAAAAUCUGUCAUGCCAAGAACUCGUAAUUUUAUUUCCAGUGAUUCAGUGUGCGAGGAGCCGAUCAGUUGAUCGAUUGAUAGUUAUUAUGGUGGAUGUGAGUGGUCAGGUAAGUGAGGGGCAGAGCUUGUGUAUUUGUUUACAUGUCAUCAGCUGUCGUGGCCUUCGUGUUUCUGAGAUGAUGCAAUAAAAGAAAAGAAUCAUGUUUUAUUUUUAAAA
Messenger RNA from Cynoglossus semilaevis (tongue sole), 2793 nucleotides. It is a transcript of the gene fbxo34, whose product is annotated as F-box protein 34. NCBI's taxonomy places the organism in Eukaryota, Metazoa, Chordata, Actinopteri, Pleuronectiformes, Cynoglossidae. The transcript is spliced from 4 exons. Gene Ontology annotation, molecular function: protein binding. The coding region runs from base 470 to 2083 and encodes 537 amino acids. The record is from RefSeq and is a predicted model, not a curated record.